Messenger RNA from Fraxinus pennsylvanica, 408 nucleotides. NCBI's taxonomy places the organism in Eukaryota, Viridiplantae, Streptophyta, Magnoliopsida, Lamiales, Oleaceae. The record is from the annotation of a GenBank genome assembly.
AUGUCAGAAUAUUCGAUUUAUAAGGUUACCUUUCUUCUUAGGCUGCUUUGCCUAUACUUCUUGUGCAAACAUGCGGACAAUGUAUCAAAAGAAAAAGUUCCACAAAUUUUAGCUAAAAAGAAGUCAAAAAAAAUUGGAAUUAGAAGCCAAGAUCUGCAGGAUCUAUUUGAGAGAUCGAUGAAGGGUAGUGGCAUUGCUCUUUCGUCUCCGAGGCUUGUCAUUCCUGCUGCAAUAUAUGGACUAUGGGAACUGUCUCAACAUUUUGGCCAUGACAUUUUUUAUUUUCAGCUAGUGCCUGCUAUGGUAGGACUGUUUUCAUAUAAGGCUGCUGCACUUGUGCAAGUCUACCGAGACAAUGAAGACCUUCAAUUUAUUUUCCCUGAUAAUGCAAUAGAUUCAAAUGACUGA